AAGUAGAGAUUUGUGGAAAUCCCUGGAUGUCUGAGGCAGUGAAAGGCAUGUUUGUUGCAGCAGACGAUCGAUUUGGCGCUGGCGGGAAGGAAUUUCUGCAUUGUAUAUGUCAUGUGUAAUGAUUGCUCUGCUCUAUAUGGAUGUGUAUGCUUAUUUUGUACCGAACGAACUCUUCAAAUGACUGGCUGGAGAGAUAGAGUUCGUCUAUUGUUAUCUCCGGUUGAGGAGCGACUAUUGGAAAGCAUUUGGACCAGACGACAAGGAUUGGUGGGCUAUAUGCUGAUGGAAUUAAAGACCACUAAAAACGAAAACGAUCCUAAAUAGAUCUUUAAAGCUGGAUGACAUUCAUUGAUUUAAUUCUUGUAACGACCAAAAAGGCUCAUUGAUGGAAUGUUGUGUAGUGUUAUAGUCUGUGUCUGCGAGCACAGCGAAACAACGCGGGUAUAUUCGCUUUGAUCUACAGGAAGCGAAGUCAAUUAAAUGUAAAGGUGAAUUCCAAGAGAAGUCGUUGUACAUGCACAUAUUGUAAAAUGACGAUGGAGGAUGGAUGAACAAUGACUUUUCUAAUUCAACGGCUAACAACAACGCUUGAAUCGAAAAACACAAUAAAACAUGAAUUCCAAGAAAACAGCUGUUAUUCGACACAUCGGAAAAAGAGGGCGAGGAAAAGGCCAAUUCAUGAAUCCCUGCGGAAUCAUGGUUACCCUAACAGGUGAUAUUGCCGUAGUGGACACGGAAAAUCAUCGAAUUCAAAUUUUUAAUGAAAACGGAAGCUUUAAAUCAAAAUUCGGAUCGAAAGGGUGCAAAGUAGACCAAUUUAACUAUCCACUGUGUGUUGCAGUCACUCCUCAGAAUCAUUUGGCGGUUACAGACAGCGUCAACGCAUGCGUGAAGGUAUUUUCAGUUGAUGGACAGUUGAUUCAAUUAUGUGGAGGUGAAUUUGAUUUUCCUUAUGGCAUAGCGGUGUCAUAUGAUGGAUUUUUCAUAAUAACGGAUAUCUUUAGACAUUCUGUCACAAUACUCGAUGCAGAAGGAAGUCCUCACAAUUCUUUCGGAGAGUUCGGUUCGGAAAUGAAAGAAUUUGAUCAUCCGUAUUUCGUUGCAGUUGAUCAAAGUAAGCAAAUUAUUGUGUCCGAUUCCGGAAACAGCAGCAUUAAAUUAUUUCAUUUUGAUGGAAAGUUGUUGCGAAUGUUUUCACAGAAUGAUUUCAAACUUCUUAAUGAAACAUUUUUAAAUUUACAAGGAUUGUGUUUAGAUGCAGACGGAAAUACUCUUGUUAUAUGCAAUAGCACAAUAUACAUUUUAAUCAAGAAUGGAAGAUUAUGGGAGAUCCUGACAAUGAGCGAUGGAGUAUUUUCUCCAAAAUCUCUUUCUUAUUCUCCUGCCGGGUGCUUAGUUGUAACUCAGUACGACACGGGGAAACAUCAUGAAGUCACGGUAUUUCGGUACAAAAAAGAGGACUUCCGCUCGCUCAACUCCGCGCAAUUCUAUGCAAUUUCUUUAUAAUUUUUACACUAUUCAUUUAAUUAAUGUGUCAAAUUGUCUGAUAUUGAGUUUGGUGCAAGAUUUUAACUUUGUAGAUAUUUAAAAAAGAAACCAAAGUAUUUUAUAAUUUUAUUUCAAAAUAACAAUGUUUUUGUCAUAUAAACAGUGAUUUUAAUAUAAAGAUUGCUGCAUGUAUACCAAGCACACAGCACAAUUGUUUUUAUUCGCAAACAAAUGUUUAAUUGAUAUGCAUAUCAUAUUACAUCUGAAUGUAUCAAUAUAUUUAAAACUAUGAGAGAAAAUAAAUUUGGUACAUGUACUUCUCGCAGAGAAAUAGCACUCACCAUACGUGUAUUUGAACGUUACACUACCGUUUUAAACACAAGCUGGUCAAUGUUUUGAUGAAAUUCAUUUGUUGGAUGAAAUUCAGUUCGAAUCUGAUGUGGUUUUUUAAAUUAUGCAUGUCGGUAUUCCCUUUAUGAAGUUAGUAUAUUGUAUUAGUGUGGCAUUUCAUAGACGUAUUUGAAUUUGCCAAUCGCAGAAAAAUAAAAUGAAAUGAAAAAUAAAACAGAUCAGAAAAAAUUUGAAGAUUUUUUGUGAUUAUUUACUUUAUCUAAUGCUUUGUUUACCUUCAAUAUUUCACUGUAUUUCUCGAUAAAAAAAAAUUCUGACAUGCAAAUGUUCCUUUCAACUUGACAUAAAAAACUAUACGUGUACCUAUAAGAAA
This is a messenger RNA of Ostrea edulis (European flat oyster), 2212 nucleotides long. RefSeq names its product E3 ubiquitin-protein ligase TRIM71-like. The transcript is spliced from 4 exons. NCBI's taxonomy places the organism in Eukaryota, Metazoa, Mollusca, Bivalvia, Ostreida, Ostreidae. Bases 613 to 1506 code for a protein of 297 amino acids. Gene Ontology annotation, biological process: negative regulation of translation; proteasome-mediated ubiquitin-dependent protein catabolic process; protein polyubiquitination. The record is from RefSeq and is a predicted model, not a curated record. Gene Ontology annotation, molecular function: protein binding; ubiquitin protein ligase activity; translation repressor activity.